CGUUCACUGACUUGUUAAUCCUCUGGACAGGUUGGGUCGUCUUUCUUUGUUGACGUGAGAAUGGCCUUACUGGGCGACGAUGGCCGCGGAUACGAGCUCGCGCGCAAACUCGAAUCUUGUGGGGUAUGGCGGACUUGGCUUGGCGACUCCACCUACGCUAACUUUGUUCAGUUCCUCGCUUCUCCCUCCACUUGGGAUUCCUUCAUCAGACCCGACGACUCUAAAUCUAGGGCUCAGAUUCAACUCCAACUCAGGGUCCGUGCCCUUUUGUUCGACAAAGCCACUGCUUCCCUCUUCUUCCGUUCCACUAAUUCGUCCUCAACCUCUCAAUCUUCACCUGUUUCAGACCUUACUCCUGCUUAUUUGCAGUUGCACGGUGAUGACGUCUACUUCACUCUGGAGAAUCCAUUGCAAGAUGGGGUUCAGCAUCGAGACGGAGGAGCUUCGUCUAAGAAUCAAUCAAAAUCAGGUUCUACAAUUGGGUCAAGGUAUGUUGAUUCCGAGCUUGAUAGCUUGUCCCAGAGAUACAGGAAUGAUGAGCUGCCUGAAACCUGGUAUAACCAGUUCAUUGAGAAUUACAAGGCUAACAAACCACAUAGGUUGAUCUUUGGGGAUAGGGAAUCACAGAAACGUUCAGCAGAGGAGAUGGCCUCUUAUCUUUUAUUCGCUAACAAUCAUAAGAAAAUGCGUGCGGCAUUUAAGGAAGAUCAGAACAUGGGCUUUGUGAAUUCAAGUAUGGAGCAUGCAUCUAACAUGCAGCCUAAUGGUGGCAAUUCUGUUGUCGAUGAUUCAUCCUUUUUUCCAGAAAUAAUGUUUGCAUUGAAUUGUGUACCUGAAAGUGCAUUGCCAUCUAUUAUCAGGGUGGAAAAUAACCAGAAAGUCAAGUUAAUUAGUGUUCUAGAUACCUUACCUUCUAUUACAACUAGGAGUCCUGUUAUGAUUGAGAGGCUUGGUAUUAGGCCAGAGUACCUAAACAUGGAACAUGGAGGAAGCUUGUCCCGGGGGAAAACUGGCCCUGAAGGAAACAGGAAACUUUUUGGUCAUGAGCAAGUGUCAACAAUGUCUCAAAAGGUUGUAGCACGUAUGUUGACUGGUUUUGGGUUUGAGGCUGCCAUGGAAGGUCCUAUAGAAGUCUUCUCUCAAUUAAUGAGCUGUCAUAUCAGUAAGUUAGGCAAAACUUUGAGAGUGCUUACUGAUAAUUACAGAAAGCAGUGUUCAGCCAUUGAACUUCUGAAGAUGUUGCUUAAAACAUCUGGUUAUAGUAACUUUGAGCCAUUGGUGGACCUCGUGAAGGCUGGCUCCAAGAAUAUGCUGCAGCAAAGUCUACCACAAAAUCAUGGUAUCCAGUCACAAGUGCAGCCACAGCAGCAGAGUGCUCUUCGAAUACCUCAGCAAAUGCCAAGACUGAUGCAUCCGCAGAUGCAGCAGAUUAUUCAUUCAAAUAAUGUGGCUUUCCAACAACAGCAACAACAACAGCAGCUAGAGAGAAUGCGAAGGCGCCAAGCACCUACCCCCCGCCCUGUUGUGGAUAUGGAUAAGGACAGGCCACUGGUUCAAGUUAAGCUUGAGGCCCCAUCGGACUUACCGAUGGAUACCAACACCUACAAUGCCAUUAAUGCCAGACAUCCUCAAAUGCAGUUCAGGCAGCAGCAAUUGGCUGCACUGUCAAGUUUCCAUUCCCAAGCUAACAAUCAGUUCAGACAAAUGGGUUCCCCGCAGAUUCCCUCAAUGCAGUCACCGAACAUGACCAUGGUUAGAGCGCCACCAGUGAAGGUGGAAGCCUUCCAGGAGUUAAUGGGUGGGGAUUCAUCUUCAAAGCACGAGUCAGAGGAAAGCAGACUGACUUCACCCAGUGGUAAAUAGCUUGCGUUAUAGUAAGUUGAUCUGGGCGCACAAAUCCAUGGAGGCCCUCAACUUGGGCUCUCUUUCAUACUUCGUUUUUGGCCCUUACUGUACAACAGCUUUUGCACCAGUUCAUUUUUUGUAUAUCAUCCCACAAUGCUUCAGUCAAGUAUCUCGAGGAUUUGUUCCUCGAAGUAUUUCUCCUGUAACAUGCACAAAUUCUCUACAAGGUUGCUCUGUAAUUAUUUCAAGUUUUCAACAUCAGUGCAAUGGUAGUGGCACAAUUUUGAUGCAUUUGCUUGCACUGUUCACGUGGUUCUGUACAAGUUUAAGUGGUGCAUGUAGCACCGCCUCCUUCAAUGUU
Molecule: messenger RNA, 2206 nt
Organism: Neltuma alba
Lineage: Eukaryota; Viridiplantae; Streptophyta; Magnoliopsida; Fabales; Fabaceae
Exons: 6
Coding region: 61-1863 (600 amino acids)
Molecular function (GO): protein heterodimerization activity
Source: RefSeq, a predicted model, not a curated record